AUGGAGUUACUCAUUAAUUUCUCAAUCAACAUUCCACUUCCCGAUAUCGACGAGACUGUCCAGGCCUCCCUUACUCGAUUGGUCCUUGACGUUGGGUUAGACGCACCAUACCUACUCUACCAGAAUCUUGCCAGUUCAGCCCGUCAUCUCGCCAAUGUCAAACCAUCUCUAUCACCAAAAUAUUUGCGACAGGCAACAGAACUACAGCAGAGCAGCAUAGAGAAGUUCAACUCGCUAAAAUUACGCAUCGACGAUUCCAACUGCGUGCCUGCGCUUCUGUUCUCCUCUUUCUUAGCAAGAGAUAUGCUGACUGCCACGCUUGCCACCAUCCGUCAAUCCCAGGACUUCUCAUUGUUCCUGGACCAGUACAUACAAUAUAUCCACGUUCAGCGUGGAGUCGAUGCUAUUGCAAGGUCCAGUUGGCCGUUCCUUAUUCAAUCUGAACUCCGACCAUUGUUGAUCUCGGGCUUCAGGAUUUCCAAGCUAUCACCUCAGGGUCAGGAAUUGAACGACCUUAUCGCAUCAAUAACCGAAAACUCAAAAUUGGAUAAAGAGGCAAUUGGAGCCUGUGUAACUUCAGUGAAAUAUUUGCAAAUUGGGUUGGACUGUUUAUUGUCAUCAAAGUCUCGGAGCAUAGGACUGCAAAUGGUAUUCAACUGGGCAGUGUUACUGCCGAAUAAAUUCGUCGAGCUUCUCACCCUGCGUGAACCUCAAGCACUCAUCAUCCUCGGUCACUAUGCAGUCCUGUUACACCUAUGCAAGGAUGUGUGGCAGGUGGGAGACUCCGGACGUCACAUACUCAGCGGGAUCGUCAGGGAGCUACCGUCCAAAUGGGUUCAGAAGUUAUGGUGGCCGCUUUCCAUAAUCGCACUUGGAUUAGACUCCAAGGCUGCAUCUGAAGCACCACGUGGCACAAGCACCAUCGAAUAA
Fusarium poae is the source of this 930-nucleotide messenger RNA. RefSeq lists its product as uncharacterized. NCBI's taxonomy places the organism in Eukaryota, Fungi, Ascomycota, Sordariomycetes, Hypocreales, Nectriaceae. Gene Ontology annotation, biological process: regulation of transcription by RNA polymerase II. Gene Ontology annotation, molecular function: DNA-binding transcription activator activity, RNA polymerase II-specific. The transcript has a single exon. The record is from RefSeq and is a predicted model, not a curated record. The coding region runs from base 1 to 930 and encodes 309 amino acids.